GAGGUUCGCACCGUUCGUUAUCGAGACAUCCCGCGAACAGCACGCUCCGCUAACCAUCAGCUCAUUUGUUCGUUGCUCUGGUGAAUAACGAGAUCUGGUUGUGAAAAAAAUAUUUUUUUAGUUAUUUUUAGAUUAUCGUGUUUAACAAACAGUGUGUUACACAUCUUAUUAAAUGGACGCUCGCCGGAUUAUCUCGGAUCUGUGGUAAAAUAUUCUAAUAAAAAUUGUUUUAUGGUCCCCGUUCGUUGUUUACAAAUGUCAAAACGUUUUAAGUGAUAGUGUGUGUAUUCAUUAAUAGUUUGGUGACCAAAAUUUUGCAUUUUAUAUCAUAGAGAAAGUAUUGAGUACAGGAAACCUCUUUUAGUGGCUUUGUAAAUAGUUGCGGAGAAGAAAUCGUUUGGUAUUUACAGUCCGUUGUAAUAUUCGUGAACCGAAUAUAUAAUAUAGUAAUGGACUUGGAAAUUUUAGGAAAUAUAUUUUAUACAAUAUAUAAAGAAUGAAAAGUUUUGCUUAUGUUAAUUUUGGUUUAUACAUAUUACAUUGUCAAGGUCGUCAUAAAUAUUAAACAGAUGUCGCUACAGCAUCCAGGGAUGUGCACAUAAAGCUCGCUACGACGAUCACUGUAAAUAAAUAAUGACCUAAUUGUACCUUACGUCUUCGCUAUUUUGGUAACUAAUGAUAUGAGAUUUGAUAUUUUUAAUGUCAACCAGUGUCCUACAAGAGCUCGUAUCGAUAGCACAGGAUUUCAUCAAUAUUCAGAAGAGAAACUUGUCGCGAGUGUUGUUUACUUUCGAAGAUUUCUAUAGGGCACUCCCUUUCUCCGCAUAUCUAAUAAUUGUAAAAUCUUGCAAUCAACAUUUCUCUCCGUGUAAUGGACAUGUGUGAAAAGUGGAAAUAUGUGUAGAAAUGCUUAGAAUAGCAAAUAGCUAAUCUUGUGAUAUCAUUAUGUACUGUUCCAACAUGCCUUACUAUGACGAGAGUUUUAUUCAUGAUGACAAUCAGAAUCAAAGAAGGAAUAAACGAAGUUAUCAUGUUUAUAAAUCCAACAGCCCUCUCGCUUUCCUGGAACCGAAUGACGUCAUACACACAAUGGAUGAUAGAGGGACAUCUGUGAUUAAAAGGAAUAUAAGGAACAUUAAAUAUCGUGGUAAUAAGUACAGACCCGAUACGACGACAUCACAUUAUGUUCCGAUUUUAAGAAGUAAAACUCCUGACAGAUUCACUGCGAAUUAUCCUCGGAUAAGUGCAUUCGAUCCCAAGAAGUUGUAUGACAUACGCAAUAAUAACUUACCCCAAUUAAUACCGUGUAAGAGUUUCGAUAACUUAACUCUGAGGUAUGGAAAAAAGGUUGUGGUGAAGGAUAAAAUCAGAAAUGGUAAAAGCCUUCAAGACCUAGUGCGUGAAGAAAGCAUAAAACAUUACGUCUCACCGGCUGAAGAUUAUUUCCUGUCACGAAAAGCCGAUUUAAAAAAUUCAUAUUCCGUGAUAGAGGCACGACUGAAACCUGUGCAUCGGCGCGUCUCGCGCAGCGCAGCACCCGGUGUCGGUGUUUAUAGGAAGAUUUGCGGAGAUAACAAUGGACCGAUAUGUGUUAAAGAGAACGAGGUCUGCGGUGAAGCGGGGUCGGGGCACCGCGGUUCAUUGCGCGGCGCCAACAAACUAGCACGGCGGGCGCGCUCCUUCAAGGACGACCUACUGGAGCGAAUCUCUAACAUGAGGUCUCCAGCGCAGCCUCCCCAUCCUCCUCAUCUCUCCAAUAUCAGAUCGCAUUCCCCACUUAGUCCGAAGCCUCGUAACAUGGGGGCGAAGGUUGCGGACGAGAGUGAGAUUACGCCUGCCAAAGAACUCGAACGGCUAGUCAAAGAGGUCACAUUCGGCUUGAAGCAUUUCUCCGAUGUCAUCACAAAGAGGAAACUGGAAAUGUUGCCGGACAACGGCACCAUUGUGUUCGAAUCUAUCGCGAAUAUACACAAAGCGAUAAAACCAUACUGCAGCCGAUCUCCACCCCUUAUGAGUGCUGUGAAGCGGCUAUGUACGGCACUGGCGAUGCUCAUACGUUUAUGCGACGAGGUUACCGUUGUCAGUUUGAGGGCGGACGCUAAUGAUACGGAAAUGGAGACAUCAACGGCGGCCCUCUCACCGGAACACGUGAGCUCUGUAGUGAAGAGUGUGACGUCAUCAGUGGAGGAGGUCGCCAGCCUCGCCCAGCAGCACAUGAUCAGACCAGCGCUGUCACCACGACCCGCCGUCGUUUCGCCAAGAGCAUCCGCACAAAGGAACUCCUUGCCUGAUAUUCCCCUGACUCCUAAGGAGUUGUCCUUACUGACGGGUACCCCGGGAGGUGAUGCGGCUGGUGUUCGCGCCUCACACUCCUCAGAGUCUGUAUUGGACGCGCCGGACACGCCGCCCCCUAAACCAGCACGACCAAACAGGAAAAUCGACUUGGCCCCACCGUUACCGCCCAAGCGCAAGUCCGCGAACGACAACUCCCUAUUAGGACUUUCCAUAGACAGACUCUCCCUACAAUCCCAUAGCAGCGGUUCUUUGGACUCUAUGCUGAACGUGUCUAACGACGCUCACGACUCCUUGAACCACGACGUGUUCGUGCCUCCAAACAAUUCAGAAUUGAUGGGCAUAUGUAGCUGUAAUAACAUGAGCGAAAUGCGAACAUCGGUGGAGUCCCACGAGUCUCACAUGAACAACAUCCACGGUCAUUCAAACCACAACCGCUUCUCCAACGAAUCCGGCUUCGUGUCCGUCGGUCAUUCCGAGAUAUCUACAGAACACAGUUUUGUAUCUACGUUCUCGUCUCACCACUACUCCAGCCACACUGAUAGUACUUUUGAAAGUACAGAGUAUGUGAGCGAAAUGAAGUGCACAGUACAGAGCGUUGAGGAGCGCGUUAAUAUGUACGUGAACAGUGGAGGAGACAAAUUAGCCAGCAUCACGUCAGACGAGUCCGAGACUCCGCCUGAGCUGCCAGUGAAGACUCGCCGGAAUAUUCGGGCUGAUAUGCAGCAGUACUUCCCAAACGUCGAGAUUAGAAAAGCUCCUUUCUCCCUGCACGAAACGCGUCCCCACACGCUCGCUGAGCACAACCACCAGCGACCGCCGCCGCUGCCUCUCAAGAAGAAACAUAUGUUUCAAAGCGUCGCGUACAGUGUAAUGGCCUACAUGGAAAUGUUUGGUAACUGCAGUCAUACUCUGAACGCUCACACAGCCAUCAAUUCGGAGGCGCCACCCGAUAUGUUCCGUCAUUCCAUACAUACGUAUAAUUUGACCAGUGCUCAACAAUCAAGUUCGGGAACUAUAAGCGUGGGCCAUCAUCAGGUUUCAAGAACCAUGGCUUCAUCGCUAACCGUACAACAUUUAAGCACGCCACCGUUAAGUGGUUCAGAUGACAGCGUCAGCAUGAAGACGUCUAGUAGAAGCAGUCCGGUGCCGCCCGAGCCGCCCGCCCUACCGCCCAAAAUGAGUAAAAGUAAACAGAUAAUGAAUUCAAGCAAUGAACUUUUACCCCCACCAUCACCGCGACCCUCUUCACACAACAGCUCGCUGGCUGAUGAGUCUAUGUUGAAUAAUGUGAGUUCGGAAGAGAUGUACGUAAGUUUAUCAUCUCCUGGAAAGUUUCCUGUGGACGAAGAGGAGUUGGAUAGACUUGUGCAGCCCCUACCAUCGCCUGUGCCCUCACAGCGAAGCGAAAGUAGUACGGAACCUGCGGUCACUACUGAAGCAAAUAACACGAGCGAAGCCGAUCCUGAUGAUAUAAUACUUCAGACUGAUGUCGCUGGGUGGCUCUCACUCAAAGGAGCCAAUAAGGAGGGACCGGAAGUACGGGGCGGGCAUCCUGACGCGUUGAUCGUACUAGCCACAAAAGCCACCAAAGAUUUCGCAUACCAAGAAGCGUUCCUGGCUACGUACCGUACAUGGGUGUCUCCAGGAGAGCUAGUUCGUAAGUUGGUGCGCCGCUCGCAACAUUUCCGCUCAAGGACGCACGACCUGCGAUCAACACUCAGUCUCCUUACACGCGUGGUAGCUGAUCUCACGAUGACUGACCUGGAACGAACACUUAUGCAGGAAAUAAUGGAAUUCAUCUAUUGGUUAGUGGAAGCAGAAGAGCUGCCCAUCUCAAAAGCCUUAAGGCAAAUAUUAGUUGAUAAACAGAAACAAUUGCACUUCCAAAACACAAAUAAUAGAUACGAAUACGACACUCCGUGUUACGGCAGCGUUUCUCUGCGACGGGACACAUUACUCGACUUCAAGGCCAGUGAUCUGGCGGAACAGAUGACAUUAUUAGAUUCGGCCUUGUUUAUUCGUAUAACAACCGCUGAGGUUUUGUCGUGGCCACGUGAUCAGUCCGAGGAGAGUUCGCCAAACCUCACAAGAUUCACUGAGCAUUUCAAUAAAAUGAGCUAUUGGGCACGAUCAAGAAUUUUGGAACAGUACGAGGCUAGAGAGCGCGAGAAGUACGCUAGCAAAGUGCUGAAAGUGAUGAAGUCUCUCCGCAAACUGAAUAAUUUCAAUUCGUACCUGGCGCUGGUGUCCGCCUUGGAUUGUCCUCCCGUCCGCCGACUCGGCUGGCCGAGGGCGGUCGCCGACGCUCUUAGAGACCACUGCGCCCUCAUCGACUCGUCACACUCCUUCCGGUCAUAUAGACAGGCACUGGCGGAUACACAGCCACCUUGCAUACCUUAUAUUGGUCUCGUUCUCCAAGACCUGACUUUCGUUCACGAGGGUAAUCCUGACUUAUUACCCGAUGGCACCAUAAACUUCACAAAGAGGUGGCAGCAGUACCACAUCAUGGAAAACAUGAAGCGAUUCCACAAAGAGCAGUACAAGUUCAAGAAGAACGAGCGCAUCCAGGCGAUGUUCAACGAGUUCGAUGACGUAUUGAGCGAGGAGACAAUGUGGCAGAUAUCGGAGACGAUCAAGCCGCGGGGAGGGCGGUCGAGGAACACGUCCGCGCCCUCACCCCCCGCGCCGCCCCCCGCUCACCACCCGCCCGCAGCCGCAGCUACCUAACAAGCACAUGGACCUCGGCGGGAGUCCUACAUCCAAAGAAAGAUGGCAAAGAAGUAGAGAGAAUCGAUCGACAUGAACGUGAGGUUUAACUGCGAGGAAUUGUUUAAAUAUGUUAAGAUAUUGUGAUUGUCCUAAAAUGGCCUAAUUAUUUUUAGUAUAUUUAUUGGAUAUUGCUGUUUCAACUGUGAUCGGUCUGAUUGUGAAUUGUAUGCUUGACAGAUAAAUAACUAUGCUUGCUUGCAGUCGGCUAUGAGAUCUGUUUUAUCUGUUGUCUUGUAUCAUACAUCGUAAAAAUUUAAAUCAGGGAGCUGACAUUUAUAACAGUGAAUUGGUAUACACUUGUACCUUUUGUAAACGAUUUUUUUAUUAGAGUUUUAUAAGCAAAUAGGUCAAUAAACAAAAUCAGAGUGCAACAUUUCUCGAAAGUGUACACAAAGAGAGGUUAACCCGAAAGAAUCUGUCAAACUAUUAACUAUAACUGUCAUACAUAUCAGCAUGUGACUCUUAGACUACAAACAAAACGACAUAGUUGUAUGUUAUUUCUGAUACUCUGAUAUUUUUCUAGUUGUUGUGAUUCGCCAUUCACGUCUGUAUAAUAAUAAGUCGACUUUGAAGCUAGAUACAUCGAAUUAGGGGAGUACUUUUGGAGUUUUAAGUAGGUGAUUUGCUAUAGCUAGUUAUAGUUUUAAGUGUGUGUGGUGAAACAUACCAGUCGCCGGUAAUGAUACAUGUUAGAACAUUAAUUGAACUUCGAUAUCACUUCGACACUAGUGAGUCACUUGUACCAUAGCAAGUCACUAAAGCACUUAUAAAAUAGUGGUAGUGACCGAUUCAUUGUCUUUGACUGUUUGUGAAUGAAGUCAUGCCGUAUUUAGACACACAACAAACAUUAAUACACAAGUUAAUUAAAUAAGAAAUACUUGUUCAACUACUAACGCACUCUAUCGAGUGAUAAAACAUGGAAAUAUUAAUUAAAAAUUACAACUAAUGUGCUCAUUCGCAAUCAUGAACUGCUACAAGUAAUAUAAGUUGAUUCAGAGUAACAACUGUUGUGAUGUCGGUUAUAUUAGCUUAAUCCAACGACGGCCGCUUUGAAUACAUUGAAUUGGGACAUUUUUCAUGUUGUUUGGAAUUAAAUUGGUAGAAAUAAAAAUCUAUGAUGUUUUAUAAAUUUGAACAUUAUGUAAUAUAACACCAAUAUGUACCGACUGUAUGCACUACAUAGAUUAGUAUUGUAGGAAUAAGAUUUUUAGUAAUUUUUUUAUACAAAUUUAUACGCCAUCACAACGAACAUUGUAGUUAUUGAAACUUUACUGUUGUAUGCGUCUAGUCAAUUGAGGCUCGGUUCGAACAGAUGUAACGAAUUGGUUAUCAGAAGUAAAAAUUAAUAUAAAAUAUUGUGUGCCAAAUAAUAAUCAUGCAAAAAUGUCCCGUUCCAUGAGAAUAAUAAGGAAUUGCUUGUAUUAUUGUAAAAUAAAUUCGACUUUGUAAAUUAAGUACAUUUAAUAACUGAAGUAGUACUGAAGUACAUUUUCUAAGAUUAACUAAGCAGCUUUCUAUAUAGGAAUGAUUUAUAUGACAUACUAUCGUAACUUCUAUAUGUAAUCAUCGGGCUUGAAUUUUAAUGCUACAAUAACAUACGUAAUAAGGGAGUUAUAGACUCCUUAAUUUUCGGUCUACUUUUACACUUUGGUUAUAACAGUCGGUAGCGUCGGUAAGCUAUCAACUUAGUGUUUAAACUAGCGUGGUUCUAAAUAAAUAUAGUACAUUAUAAGAAAUACUUCGAAAUUUUAAUAAGUACUAAAAUCCACACAAGCUGUGGAUCAUAAUCAUUUAGGACGCUCCUUUAGUUAUGACAUGUUUCAUCUUCGCUAUUUCUCGGGUGCUUCGAUCGGACGGCGCAAUCUAUUCUCGGAUACAUAGCGCCGGUGUUCAACAACAUCUCAUGCAUAACUAACGUCUCAAAAAUUUACGCGUGUUCUUUAAUGAAAUUUGAUACAUAAUAUUAUUAUUUUUGAUAAACAGAAAUUAUAUUUUUCUUAUUAUUUGCUACCUACAAGGUGGCAAAUGUUUACGAUAAUGCAUACUUUUGAGAUCUAAACUUGUUUAUUAACGUGUCAUUUUACUCUUUACUAAAUUUAAGCUUAGACGCAGUGGGAUCUAUUGUAGCGAAUUGUAAUCUAAAGUUAAGGCUAAUUUGUUUUUUAUAGUACCAAAUAUUGUCAACCAUACAUUUUAAUAUUAAUUAUAUAAGAAACGGUUAAAUUAAUUUGCCUUAAGAUUGACGGUUCUUGAAAUAGCAAUAAUUUUUUUGAUUGUAGAAUCGCUGCACACUUGUGAUAUAACGAUCACUCCCUAGAGUGCCGCUUACUACACGGUUGACGUCCUCUAUACGUAGACAAAUUAUAUUAGGUGAAUAUUAGUAUAAGAGUACAUAACCCCAUUGUACUUGACGUUGGAAGCAGUCGCUGUUGUUAUUAUUAAUAAUAAUUUUGAUCAUGGGAUCGUGAUGAGCUGGCCUCAUAUUGUGACAAACCUUCCAAAUUUAAAUUUUCGCCUAUCACAAUGACAGGUUCGAGUUAUAUUCCAUUAAGACGUUCGAAUUAUUCGAAAUUUAUAUCUGACGAUUCUAUAAUGACGUCAUUUUGAUUUGUACAUUAAUUUUGCGAUUGUGAUAAGUGAAUAUUUUUAUUGAAAUAUUAAUUAGUAUAAAUCACAUUUAUAUUUAAUUUAAUUGAAGGUUUGCCAGAAUAUAAAUGAUAAUAUUCAAAGGCUAAUAAAUAGUUGACAACAAUGACAGUGUAGUUUGUAAAGUAAUUGCAACGAUCUGGUAGUUUGUGUACGUUUUAACGGGGACUUAAACCCCCGCGCAAUAAAUAACUAGACCAAUAUAUUUAGAAUGUUUUACAGUGCUUUACUUAUAACAUGUGGCUGAUAUUGUAAUUUGUAUUGUAAAAAUAAUUUUAUUGCUAGUAAAGUUGUAGGUAUGUUACCAUUUUGUUGUCUGGUAUCGUAUUAUAUUUAUUUAGCGUAUCUUCUCUAAAUGUUUUUUGGGUAUAUAAUUGAAAUAUAUUAAAGACUGCCUAAAUUAAUUACUCACUAUAAUUGAUGUAAAUUAGUUGCAAUAUGUUUUUUUCAUCGUAUCUGUGUAGUAUCUAUAGUUGGAUCACUUGCAUCGCGGUGUCGCUACUGUCGCUGGUGUGACGGAAUGUAUCUUAGCGUUUUUCUAUAUUUAUUAAGUUUUUUUUUUGUAUGAAUAUGUCACUUUUAGUGAACGGCGUACUGUUGUAUUAGCAAGUUCAGUAUUAUGUUAAAUGAAAUGCCAUACUGUAUCAAAUGGAUUUAUAUUAUUUCGUUUUAUAUGCGAUUGUUUUUUUUUUUUUUAUAUACAGUAAUGUUAAAUUUCAAUUUAGUAUUUUAUACUUUAAUGCAUAUUAUUUGUAAAUUUGUUUUAGUUUCAUGUAACACUGUAUUCGAAUUGCAUGCGUAUUGUACAGUUUACAUUGUGUGUCAAGUUUUCUUUGUAAUUAUUUUGUAAUAUAAAUAUAGCACGUUAUUUACAAUCUGAUAA
Messenger RNA from Danaus plexippus (monarch butterfly), 8593 nucleotides. It is a transcript of the gene C3G, whose product is annotated as guanine nucleotide-releasing factor 2. The record is from RefSeq and is a predicted model, not a curated record. Gene Ontology annotation, biological process: positive regulation of GTPase activity; Ras protein signal transduction. Bases 946 to 5022 code for a protein of 1358 amino acids. Gene Ontology annotation, molecular function: guanyl-nucleotide exchange factor activity. Lineage: Eukaryota; Metazoa; Arthropoda; Insecta; Lepidoptera; Nymphalidae. The transcript is spliced from 27 exons. Gene Ontology annotation, cellular component: plasma membrane.